This is a messenger RNA of Zingiber officinale, 1654 nucleotides long. Its product is annotated as polypyrimidine tract-binding protein homolog 1-like. The coding region runs from base 163 to 1518 and encodes 451 amino acids. The transcript has 10 exons. Gene Ontology annotation, biological process: regulation of RNA splicing. The record is from RefSeq and is a predicted model, not a curated record. Gene Ontology annotation, molecular function: mRNA binding. Gene Ontology annotation, cellular component: nucleus. NCBI's taxonomy places the organism in Eukaryota, Viridiplantae, Streptophyta, Magnoliopsida, Zingiberales, Zingiberaceae.
CCGCUCCAAAUCGACGACGCAUCGACGCCUCCCGAUCCCUAAACCGCAUUCCUGCCCUAACGCACGCGAAAUCCACUGCCGCACCUCCACUUCGCCUCCGAUUCCGCCCGUCUCAUUGUCUCUCAGAUCGGAAAUCGCUUUCGGGUGGUCCGAUCAUCAAACAUGUCUUCCUCCUCGGGGCAGCCACAGUUUCGCUACACGCAGACGCCAUCGAAGGUGCUUCACCUGCGCAACCUGCCAUGGGAGUGCACGGAAGAGGAGCUCAUCGAGCUAGGCAAGCCUUUCGGUAAGAUCGUCAACACCAAAUGCAACGUCGGGGCCAAUCGCAACCAGGCUUUCGUUGAGUUCGUAGACCUUAAUCAGGCAAUCUCAAUGAUCUCAUAUUAUGCCUCUUCCUCUGAACCUGCACAAGUUCGUGGCAAAACUGUUUAUAUCCAAUAUUCAAACAGGCAAGAGAUUGUGAACAACAAGACUUCUGGAGAGGUUGUUGGAAACGUCUUACUUGUUACAAUAGAGGGUGUGGAAGCUGGUGAUGUCAGCAUAGAUGUUAUUCAUUUGGUAUUUUCUGCAUUUGGAUUUGUUCACAAAAUUGCUACUUUUGAAAAGACUGCUGGUUUCCAGGCGUUGAUUCAAUACACUGAUGUAGCAACUGCUGCAGAAGCUAGAAAUGCCUUGGAUGGAAGAAGUAUCCCAAGGUACUUGCUUCCGGAGCAUGUUGAAACAUGCCACUUACGAAUUACUUUUUCUGCUCACACAGAUUUGAAUAUCAAAUUCCAGUCUCAUCGUAGCAGGGAUUACACUAAUCCUUACCUUCCUGUAAAUCCUUCAGCAAUUGAGGGUACCAUACAGCCUGUCCUUGGACCUGAUGGGAAGGUGAAGGAACCUGAGAGCAAUGUGCUUCUUGCGUCCAUCGAGAACAUGCAAUAUGCUGUGACUGUUGAUGUUCUUCACACAGUGUUUGCAGCUUUUGGUACAGUCCAGAAAAUUGCAAUAUUUGAGAAGAACGGAGGAACUCAAGCUUUGAUCCAGUAUCCAGACGUGACUACUGCAACAGUUGCCAAAGAGGCUUUGGAGGGACACUGCAUUUAUGAUGGUGGCUACUGUAAGCUUCAUCUGUCAUACUCUCGUCAUACUGAUCUCAAUGUAAAGGCAUACAGUGACAAGAGCAGGGAUUACACCAUUCCUGAUGCAGGGAUACUCGCAACAUCACAUGCUCCUAAUGCUUCUUGUAGUUUGCUGAGCAAUCCACUUGCAGCUGGUGUUGCCAUGCAACAACCGAUACCUAAUGGGCAAAUGCCUACUUGGGAUCCAAGCAAAGCCAACUAUGCAUCGGCUUCAAGGACAUUCCCCAGCCAGUCAUUUGUUCCAACCACUGUUGCUCCGUACCAAACGUCAGGUGCUCUCCCCACUUCAUCUGCUGGUUACCUUCAAGCUCCACAGCAGACGCCUCAGUACGGUAUGCAUCCAAGGCCUUCUGGUGGUGCACCAUUUGCAGACCAACCUCCUAGGUAUUUCUAGCCCAAUUACAUCUUACCUAAUGCUCUUUCUUCCUAUGUUGUCGUUCGGUUUAUUACUUUAAAAAUCAAUGUCAGUCCACUGUUUGAAUCUUGUGCAACUUCGUCAUCUGAUUGCACUUUUGGUUUCUUUUUCGCUA